Molecule: messenger RNA, 1602 nt
Organism: Melospiza melodia melodia
Lineage: Eukaryota; Metazoa; Chordata; Aves; Passeriformes; Passerellidae
Product: lysozyme g-like
Exons: 5
Coding region: 30-632 (200 amino acids)
Biological process (GO): peptidoglycan catabolic process; defense response to Gram-positive bacterium
Cellular component (GO): extracellular region
Molecular function (GO): lysozyme activity
Source: RefSeq, a predicted model, not a curated record
UCCUGGGACAGCUGAGGAGAGCCAUCACCAUGAUCCCUGCACUGCUGUUGCUGGGUCUUUCAGCCCUUGUUGCUCCAUCCCUGAGUUACAGUUGCUAUGGUGAUAUAAGUGCUCUUCAAGCCCCCACGAUCUCCUGUACACCUGUAAGAGCCUCUGACUGUGCAGGAUAUGCCAUGAUACGGAGGACGGCUGAGGCAGACCUGCCACGCCUGAGGAGAUACGAGAUCCCAAUUAAGAGAGUAGCCAGAAACCUGUGCUUGGAUCCAGCACUCAUCGGUGCCAUCAUGUCCCAGGAGAGCCGCGUGGGCCUGCUCCUGGACAACGGCUGGGACCGCGCGCGCCAGAAGUACGGCCUGAUGCAGAUCAGCAGGCAGCAAGUGCAACCUUCUGUGACGUGGGAUAGUGAAGAACACAUAAAUCAGUGCUCAAAUAUCCUGGUUCUUUCCAUUAAUGAAGUACGGGCAAGACAUCCUACCUGGUCCUGGGACCGGCAGCUGAGAGGGGGAAUCUGCACCUACCAUGCCAGAAUGGGCAACGUCCAGGUCUACGAGGCAGACCCAUGCAGCAGCGACUACAACUACGUCAACAGCGUGAUUAGGAGAGCCCAGUACUUUAAAAGAAAUGGGUUCUAGGUCUCAAACCCACCCCACCACGGAGCCUCCCCUCUGCAGACUGGCCCAGCAGUGAUGUAGUACCCACUACAGCCCAGUGCUGUAGUACCCAGAGCAGUUCCUCAGGUCUCCUGGCAGGACCGAUGCUGGUGGCAUUGCCAAUGUCACCUUGCUCGCUUCAGCAAAUCCCAGCCCCCUGCUCACUGAUGGGCAAGCUCAGAACUGACUUGCAGGACAUCCCCAGGGAUGAGAUUCCACCAGCUCAGGGCCUUUGAAAGGCAGAUGGGGACACAUCAGCAAUGUUUAAAUUUUGAGUGAGGAAGGUGACUCUUCCUGCUAAAGCUGCACCCCAGGGCUGUUUGUGCAUCUCCCAGACGUGGACACAAACAGGUCUCCUUGGGCAUCAGCUGCGCUCCUCCCAUCUGCAUCCACCUUCUUUCCUCUCCAUGGCCAAAGCAGGGCAUGAAUAUCCUGUGUUCCUUGCCUUGGUGCUGCUGGCUAAGGAGCAAUGAAGAGACUUCUCUGCAGUAGCUGAGUGUUCCUGUAGCCAACCUUCAGGGGAACAAUAUUAAACAUCUUUGGUUGGUCUCCUGAAUCCAUGGCCAUGGUGCAGCUGGGGACCUCAUCGUGGCAUCUAUAUGGAAAAUACUGCAAAUGCCAGAGCAGGCAAAAUGAGCAGCUUUCCAUCAGUGAGCAGCCCUUGGAGCAGGAGUCAGCCCCAUACGUACCCACACCAGGAGCCAUAUCACAGCAAUAGUUUUGGUAAAAAACUCCACAGCCUUUCCUGUUUUAACUUUGGCAUAUUUAUGCUGAGGUUCCUCCAAAUUUAAAAGCAUUUCAGCAUCUGUCCCUGUGCCAGGAAUCCCAGUUUCUAAUAGAAGUGAAUGAGCUCUGGUCUGUUUGAAAGUGGAUGGGUCUCUUGGUGCCAACUUAUUAAUUAGAUAAUAAUAAUGAGAAUAAGACAGAAAUAAAGAUAAAUGUUAAAUCCCAA